UUUUUUUUUUUUGUAACAAAUUAAUCAGCAGCCAUGAACGACAAGGCUUCCGUUUCUAAGGAGCUUAAUGCCAAACAUGCUAAGAUAUUGGAGGGCCUUCUUAAGCUUCCAGAAAAUAGGGAAUGUGCAGAUUGUCGGGGAAGGGCCCCGAGGUGGGCGAGCAUCAACCUUGGAAUAUUCAUCUGCCUGCAAUGUUCAGGAAUUCAUAGGAGUCUUGGGGUACAUAUCUCCAAGGUAAGGUCGACAACUUUGGACACAUGGCUGCCGGAGCAGAUUUCUUUUAUGCAAUGUGUAGGUAAUGAGAAGUCGAACAAUUAUUGGGAGGCAGAUCUAUCAGCAAGUGUAGAUAGAAGCGACAUUGGGAAAUUUAUCCGAACCAAGUAUCAGGAUAAAAAAUGGGCUUCCAGAUAUAAUCCUCAACCAGGACUAUCUGAUAUGAUUGGUGAAACAAGUGAUUUUGGAGGAAAAGCUGAUGUUCCAAGAAAAGCAAGAAAAUAUUCCUUGGAGGAGGAUGUUUUUAGUAUACAACCUCCACAAGUUCCUACAACGACAAGAUCUCGUGGGGUUUCUUUGGACACGAUGGAUGAAUUUCUUAAUUUACCUCCAAAAAAUGGUCUCAUGAGUGCUCCAUCCGUGAAGCACAAAGAAGAUACGCAAGAUCUCUUCAGUUUGCUCUAUGCCCCAGAAGGAAACCAAGAUCGCACUAUUGUGCCUCCAUCUCGUUGGGCAACUUUCGAGUGAGCUGAUGAGACCAAGAGAAGAACCAGUUGGGAGUUAUAUUGAAGCACUUUUGCAUUGGAUUAGAGUUCAUGGAUGAUACAAACAAAUAGAACUGCACUUCAACAUGAUGUGCCUCUUUUUCUUGUGAGAAUACUUAUUGGGAUUGUUAUUUGGGCUGAUUAGUCUCUAUCCAUUGUUAUUAGUUUUCAUGGGCCAAGCAACUUGUAUAGUGUUAAUACCAGUUGCUUCCAAUAUGAUUAAUUAAAGAGUUGGCAACUGGAUUCUAUCACUUGUGUCUUAAAGAACUAAUGUAUGGUUCAUUAUUUUUUUUCUUGUAUAGAAAGUGAUUUAAUU
Molecule: messenger RNA, 1074 nt
Organism: Solanum tuberosum (potato)
Lineage: Eukaryota; Viridiplantae; Streptophyta; Magnoliopsida; Solanales; Solanaceae
Product: probable ADP-ribosylation factor GTPase-activating protein AGD15
Exons: 9
Coding region: 34-741 (235 amino acids)
Molecular function (GO): GTPase activator activity
Source: RefSeq, a predicted model, not a curated record